Sorex fumeus (smoky shrew) is the source of this 905-nucleotide messenger RNA. RefSeq names its product ankyrin repeat and SOCS box containing 9 (gene ASB9). Bases 82 to 879 code for a protein of 265 amino acids. Gene Ontology annotation, molecular function: protein binding. NCBI's taxonomy places the organism in Eukaryota, Metazoa, Chordata, Mammalia, Eulipotyphla, Soricidae. Gene Ontology annotation, biological process: protein ubiquitination; positive regulation of protein catabolic process; intracellular signal transduction. The record is from RefSeq and is a predicted model, not a curated record. The transcript is spliced from 7 exons.
CGAGGCCGAGAGGAAAGGGAGCUGCAUACUCCCCUGACCCUAGCGCAUGUCCGGGUCCCCAGAGUCCUGUACAACCCGCGCAUGGGGGAUGCUCUGUCUGAUUGGUCCCCCAUGCAUGAGGCUGCGAUCCAUGGACGAAUGCUGUCUCUGAGGAACCUCAUCAGACAGGGGUGGCCUGUGAACCUGGUCACAGUUGAUCAUGUGUCGCCUCUCCAUGAAGCCUGUCUGGGGGGUCAUGCCUCCUGUGUAAACCUGCUGUUAAGACAUGGAGCACUGGUGGAUGGUGUGACUACUGACUGGCACACACCUUUGUUCAAUACCUGCAUUAGUGGCAAUCGGGAGUGCUUGGAGCUACUUCUGCAGAAUGGAGCCAGCUUCCUGCCGAUGAGUGACAUGACUUCUCCAAUCCACGAGGCUUCCAAGAGAGGUCACCUGGAAUGUAUUGAAUGCCUGACAUCUUAUGGAUGCAACGUCAACCAUAACAUUGGCUUCCUUGGCACACCACUGUAUCUGGCUUGCGAGAACAACCAUAUUGCCUGUGCCAAAAGACUUCUGGAUUCUGGAGCUGAUGUGAACAUCGGCAAAGGGCUAGAGUCUCCUCUGCACGUGGCGGCCAGGACGACCUGCAAGGAGUUGGCCUGCCUCCUGAUGGAUUUUGGAGCAAAUGUUUAUCUCAGGAACUCUGAAAACAAACGUCCGGUGGAGCUGGUUCCUCCUGAUUCUCCACUGGCCAGUGUGUUCCUGGAGAGAGAAGGGCCUCCCACUCUGAUGCAGCUCUGCCGCCUGAGGCUCCGCCAGUGCUUCGGGGCGCUUCCCCAUCAGAGAGUCAACUCACUCAUGAUCCCGGAGGAGCUGAAGCGUUUCCUACUCCACCACUAAGCAUGUUCAGCAAAUGCAAAUUCAGA